This is a messenger RNA of Microdochium trichocladiopsis, 711 nucleotides long. RefSeq lists its product as uncharacterized. The transcript has a single exon. The record is from RefSeq and is a predicted model, not a curated record. Lineage: Eukaryota; Fungi; Ascomycota; Sordariomycetes; Xylariales; Microdochiaceae. Gene Ontology annotation, molecular function: RNA polymerase II cis-regulatory region sequence-specific DNA binding; DNA-binding transcription factor activity, RNA polymerase II-specific. Gene Ontology annotation, cellular component: nucleus. The coding region runs from base 1 to 711 and encodes 236 amino acids. Gene Ontology annotation, biological process: regulation of transcription by RNA polymerase II.
AUGGAUUGCGAUAAUCUCCUGGAAUGGAUGUCACGCUUCAACAACCAACUGAACAACAUUUGCGAAAAGGUCAACAAUCUUCAAGGCGACCUUCAGAUCCUUCGUCACGAUGUGCAACGACUAUCUUCUCAACGACACACAAUUGUGAGGGCAGAGGCCCCACUCACGCCAAAAACACGAGGAAAAGUGAGGCUUUACUAUCCGGAUGGGACAAAGUCUCCUCCCAUACCAUAUGUAACGCACAUCCAAUUCGCCUUUUUUAAGAACGGCAACAACCCGAUGCCUCUCAAGUCCUUGUAUCAAUGGUUGACACUACACACGGAUGUCCAUGAUCUAAACAAGUCAUCAUGGCAGAACAGUGUCAGGCACAACUUGAGUCUCAACAGUGCUUUUUGGAAUGUCAAGGACGAGAAGGUGUGGUACGUCGAUCCAAACACAACCGUAGCAUUGCUACACAGUGAAUAUUGGCAGUACUUCCUUAAGGCUUUCCCUGGCUUUAUGGACGAUACAAACUUGUCUGUGCACCCGGCACUGUUAGAACAGCCAUCAACGUCGCACAAUGCCAGAUUUUAUCCCUUCGAAAAGGACCUUCUCGGGGGAAAUAUAGACGAGGCCAUUUAUAGAAAUAUCUUGAAUGAGCUAAGCACGUGCGAUCAGGACACUGAUGGUUCUAUGAGCCUGGUUACGCAGAGUCACGGUUACCUAUUAUGA